Messenger RNA from Lasiosphaeria miniovina, 1422 nucleotides. RefSeq lists its product as uncharacterized. Bases 13 to 1422 code for a protein of 469 amino acids. The record is from RefSeq and is a predicted model, not a curated record. Lineage: Eukaryota; Fungi; Ascomycota; Sordariomycetes; Sordariales; Lasiosphaeriaceae. The transcript is spliced from 2 exons.
CGAGUGUGCAAAAUGAAGCUCUUCGUGAUCAGCCCCGACUGCGCGCCCGAAGACCAACGUCUGCAUAUCAACGGAACCGGGUGGGGCCUUCUCGAGCAAGAAACCCCCUCUACCCUCGGCACCCUCUCCGACUUCCUCUGUGUUUCCUACACUUGGGGCGCCGGCCGCUUCCCAAGCCCCUUCCACCCCGAAUUCAAAGUCUCAGACCGUACCCUAUGUGUCCUCCUCACCGCCAUCGUCCAGCAUCCCACCGCUCGCAAAAUCUGGAUCGACGCCUUCUGCGUGCCGCCUCCCUCGGAACCGUCCCUUCGCGCCUCGACCCUCCAAAGCAUGGGCUUCAUCUACUCCCGCGCCUCCGAGGUCCUCGUAGUCCUCACCUCCGCCGCCAUCCCCGUGCUCCAACAAGCCAGCCGUUCCCAUCACCUCUCCCCAUUCCACCUUUCCAUCCUCGAAGCCGAAGACUGGGUCACGCGCGCCUGGACCUACCAAGAGGCCGUCAACGCCUGCCAGCUACGCAUCGUAUGUACCAAUCCGAAGGGCUUUUCUUCCUCUUCUGUCCUCUUUUGUCUCCGUUGUCGCAGUGACAUGAUGUCCUUCUUCUCCCUCCUAGGCUCCUCCCUCGGCUCUCUGACUCCCGCACAGCGCAAACUCUACCCACGCCUCAGCUCUCUAGAGGAUCUCUUCGCUGACUGCGCUGUCGCCAAGUACUUGGAACGCUCCGCUCUCCAGGUUAUGACCAUCAUGGACGGACGAACCCAAACACAGCCAGAAGAUCACUUCUAUGCAAUGAUGGGUGCAAUUUCUAUAGAGCCGACAAAUGCGGUGGAGGAGAUUGGGCCUUGCGAGGCGUUCAUGAGGCUGUGUGAGAGGAAGGGAGAUUAUAGUUUCCUGUUUUGUAAGGAAGACAGGGACGAGGGGAUGGGGAGGAUGUGGAGGCCAGUGGGGUGUGAGUUGAGGCCUUUGAUCAAGUGGCAUAGUUGGGGAGGGGGUUUGAGAGGGAGUGCGGAUAGAGAGAGGGUCGUGCUAGAGGGGAUUGCGGUAUUAGAACUAGGAAAGCUUGGGGAGAGGGCGAGGACGUUUAUUGAGGGGUGGUUACUCGCGUUUGAGAGGAUGAAUUAUGGAAGCUGGCCGGAUUUGGAGACGGAAAGGGCGGCGUAUGAAGCACUGAGAGUGCUGGAGUUCUCGGGAAACGAGGAGUAUCUAGCCACGGAGUGCGGGUUGGUCUUCCCGCAAAACCCGGCACCCCAGUCGGCUCAGGUCAAGGUCAUUGUCGCUGUGGGGAUCAGGUGGACGCUUGGAUCACCGGCGCUGAUUCAAUUCCGCGACGAUGCCAGCUCUGACGAGUAUUUCUAUGAGCCUGGGGUUUUCUUUGGGCAGGUUCCCGAUGGUGGUGUCGCCCUACGGAAUUUUAUGCUCUGCUGA